CAUUAGUGACUCGUCGUAGGCAAAAGCAAUAGCGGGACACACCAACGAUCGUGUCGUCUUGCUUGCUUGCAACCAAAAUCGCGAUACACAAUUUCGUUCGUGUUACUGCUGUCUGUGUUGUUUUGUGCGUUGGCGUUUCUGUGAUCAUGAUACAGUGUUGCCGGUCUUACGAGAAUCAGUGACAACCUGACAUUUUGGAUCUACACCUCUGUUACUCACAAUUUUUGUACGGGCUGUGAUGAAGACCGCAAAAUAAUGACAUUGGGAACUAUGUGGGAGAAAAUCGGUACGCGUUAGUGAUACAAUAUAGACAUUAGUGCACAGUGAAAAUGCUGCCUUACCAGGCAGUCGCGAUGGACUAUGCGGUGUCAUCGAGUUUCCAACGACAUCAACCAUCACUGGGUCUGGGAGUCAACAUCAACCCAGCGUUUACUCACUCCUGUAUCUUGGAACUUCGAAAAGAGAAGAGUAGAGACGCCGCGCGAUCACGAAGAGGAAAGGAAAACUUCGAGUUCUACGAAUUGGCCAAAAUGCUACCUCUACCCGCAGCUAUAACCUCACAGUUAGACAAAGCUAGUAUAAUAAGACUUACGAUAUCAUAUCUUAAGUUGAGGGACUUCUCGGGUCAUGGGGAACCUCCAUGGAAUCGAGAUGGACCUCCCCCUAAUAAAACGUUAAAAACUGGUAGGAGUAGGUCUUCGGCAGGGUUAGCAAUGGAAAUAUUCGAACAACAUCAAGGCACGCACAUAUUACAGUCGUUAGAUGGGUUUGCCUUGGCUGUUGCGUCGGAUGGAAGAUUUUUAUAUAUCUCAGAGACUGUAUCAAUAUAUUUAGGACUUUCACAGGUGGAAAUGACUGGAAGUAGUAUAUUUGACUAUAUCCACCAUCAAGAUCACUCAGAAAUAGCUGAACAAUUAGGAUUAGGUUUAAAUCAAGGCCAAAACUUAGCAUCUCCAGGAAGUGGAUCAGAAGAAGGUUCUUCUACGACAGGAACCAACAAUCCUGAUGUGUCCACAAGUAUGACGCUAGGUGCCAACCCACCCUAUAAAGGACUGGAUAGAGCAUUUUGUGUUCGAAUGAAAUCAACGUUAACAAAACGAGGAUGUCAUUUUAAAUCUUCUGGUUAUAGGGUUGUGUUAAUGUUAAGUAGGUUACGACCGCAGUAUACGUUUUCGCAUUCGCGAAAAUCGCAGCCACCUUUGCUGGGCAUGGUAGCUCUAGCUAUAGCCCUGCCACCACCAAGUGUACACGAGAUUAGAUUAGAAUCUGAUAUGUUUGUAACUAGGAUAAAUUUCGAUUUUAAAAUAGCUCACUGUGAACCAAGGGUACUCGACUUACUAGAUUAUACGCCUGAAGAGCUGACUGGGAGAAACCUUUAUUCUUUGUGCCAUGGGGAAGAUGCUAGCAAACUAAGAAAAUCACACAUUGACCUUAUAAAUAAGGGACAAGUAUUAACGCACUACUAUAGGAUAAUGAAUAAAAGCGGAGGAUACACGUGGAUACAAACGUGUGCGACUGUAGUGUGUAAUUCAAAAAAUGCCGAAGAACAAAAUAUAAUCUGUGUAAAUUAUGUAGUAAGUGGUCGUGAAUAUGAAAAUUUAGUUAUGGAUACGUGCCAAAUGGAAGAAAAUAAUCAUAUCGUGAAAAGAGAAGAAGCAAAUAGCAACGAUCCUGAAAACGGAUCUCCAGAUGCUGAUCGAGGAGAUGAUCGAAACAGCGGAGGGCCAACAAACCAAGGGCCAGAGCCUAGCCAAGAUCUAGAAGAUGCUACGUGCGCAGGUGCGGGAACAGGUACUGGUAAUGGUACGGGGACAAAUACCAACACGCAAACUGACUCCAGCAAAGAGCCAGGAGAUCUUCGGACACGAAGAAUGGAUCAAUUCCCGGUUGCCCAGCUACAACCGAGCACCACACCUGGUACUGAUCAGAGAAAACCUAUGCCCAUAUGCAGAGCUGCUAAGAGAAAAAACACAUCUUCCGACGAGAACGAGGACGAAAACACAGUAAUGAGCCCAGCAUCAUCCUGCCACUCAGUUAGCAGCGUCCUGCCAGUAACAGCUACCACCGAUUCGACCACAGCUAGUCCCAAGAAGCUGGACGAACCUGCAAGUAGUGGCACUUCGGUCAAAGACCUGGAGAACGCCAUGUCCAAACAUCUGCCCGCUUGCAAGUCGCCUAUACACCAACCGACUGACUUCAGUACAGACGCUUUGCUGAAACAACAGCAAAGGACCACUAUUCAGUGGAUAGGGGCCCAUCAGCAGCUGCAACAGCAAGGGCCGCUUCCAGCUUCAGCGUUGCUGAGACAGCUGUAUGCUAAUAGGGAGAGUGUGAUAAGGGCUAACGUCCACGGCAUCACCAGUGCAACCAGCAGGUCUGGAUGUACGGGUAGUUACUACCGCAGCGACAACCAAGUAGGAAUUGGACCUCUACCAACACCGCCAGGAAGUGAAGGCUCUUCGUCGUACAGUGAACACCAAUUCCUGCUAUCUCAACACCAAAAUUAUCCUGCAGGAUACUCGAUGGAUUACCAUACUGCUAUUACACCACCGUCCAGUGUAUCUCCUAGAGAUAAACAUCAGCAGUUACAUGGAGGUGUUACGUUUGAUUCAGCAGUACCGUAUCAAGACGUUCUAAGGCACCAGUAUCCUGAUAGUCCUUUGCCGCUGAAACCACAAGUAUAUUCUUACGUGGAUCAGCCGCAAUUCUAUCACCACGGUGCCACUGGAGCGGGCUUCCACCUAUACCAUCCUGGAAAGACUGCACCAGGUGCUUCUUCAAAUUGGUAUUCUCCAUCAUAGUUGAUUAGUAUUUAUUGAAUUGUGUUCUAUCAACCAGUAGAUAUAUCAGCUGGUCUUAUGUGAACUAGGCACUUCUUUUGUUGUUACAAUAACACUAAACAUACGAUGUUAUCUUCAAAGAGCUUAAAGGCGUCGGAGUCAAUUUAUUUGUACACCACACUCUUUUAUACUGAGAGUGUACCAUGAACGUGUAGGGUUAUUUUAAUAGUGAGAUCUAUACGCAUCCCAUAGAUGGACCACGAAACCAUCCGUCUUUGGAGGAGAAACGUUCUUUUUGUUGCUUUUCGUCCAAAAUGUAUUAGCAAUUUUAUCAAUCUUUUAACUGAACAUAAAAACGACAUAGCGAUACGACCCUAGUUUGUUCUAUUGUGGGCAAAUACCUUUAUGAUUUUGAACGUUCAGUUUUUUAGCUGACUGAGUAAAUUAUUCCCCAAUAAGAAUGUCAUAAACGAAACAUAUUUUAAAUUGGAUCAAAAGAAAUACCUGGUUCAACUUUGGAAUAAUAUACACAUAAAAUGUGCCAAAUCAAAGAACUUAUUGCUAGUGCGACUAGUAUUUUCAAGUAUAUCAAACAGAUGAGAACUAUAGCUUUAAUACUAUUUAUUCCAGAGUUGUUAAGACUCAGUUUUGAUGAUGUAUUAUUCAAGUGAACUACCUUCUUAUGUUUGUCGUAUUAUACGGUAUGACGGCAAUGAUGGUUCUAAUACCCGUUUUGCAUUGAUAAUAAAUCCACGGAUUUCUUCAUGAAUCGAUUUUAUGGCAAAAUUUCAACAAUUUGAGGCCAAAUAAAUCCAUGCAAGUUCUCCAUGGAUUUCUUCACGGAAUUAGAACUUGUUCUAAUAUUUGCCAAGUUGCUGCCAACCUUGUUUUCCUUUCCAUUAUAUUGAACAAAUUUCAAUUCAAGUAUAAAACUGCAGUAUUCAACAAGAUGGUUUUUGUUUGAGAUUCGCUUCAAAAUAAAAACCACAAUAGACGUAAUAUCUCAAAAUGUUGCAAGCAAAAAUUUCUCGUGUUGGCAGCACUGAGUACUGGCAGUUCAUUGAUGUAAACAUCGCAAAACAUAUAUGAUGUCGUUGAAUAAAUCCAUCUGAAUAAAUUCUUGAUAUAAAACGAGUAUAAAGCUGAUUAGUUUAUAGGUUAUGAAAUAACUAUCUUCUAGAUUGUCCAACGAAUCUUUCUUCCAAGCAUUCCUAUAAUACUCAUUCCAUUAUUGACAUUCCAACUGAUCUCUAAGCUUUUUUUUCUCUAAAGUAUUAUCCCAUCUAAACAUUGUCUUCCUUCCUUAGCGCACCUAGCGACAAAUUUUGUCCAAAUGUCCACAAAGUUCGUUAACUUCACGGCUUCCUUGUUUCACUUUCCUCGAGGAACGCUUAAGCUUAAUCGUUUUGGCCCUUAUGCCCAUAAAAACACAUUUCGCAUCAAUAAACGUCGAAUGUACCUAUAAUCGAUAACCAAAGAUACUAAGAGGGCUACAGGUCAUAAAAGACGGCCUUUUUCGAUAUGUGCCAAAAGACAAUGCAAGGUAAAUAAAGAGACUAUGUAUGCGUUAAGCCAUUUAGGGCCAUACCGUCAGUCUUUCCUACAAUUGUAGGACGCCUAUAUGCCCUCCUUGAUUUUCAUAGUUUUUUACUGUUCCGUGUCAGCGCUCUGUUUUAUAUUACAUAUAACUAUUUGCAUCAAAUUUUUCAUAUUUUUGAUUUAUACCAGCUGUUAUAUCAGCCUGAAAUUUCCCUCAAAAAGAAAAUAUAGCCUCACAAUAGGAGAACGCUGACGCUGACACGGAACAUUAGAAAUCUAAAAAUACCACAGCCUUUCUGAAGGAGAGAAAAGACUAUGAAAAUCAAGGAGGCCAUAAAGGCGUCCUACAGUUGUAAGAACGACUGUCUUCAUGAUCCUUAUUGGCCGUUUCACGAGAAUCCAUAAUGGUAGAAUAACAUCUGAUUAUCUAGUAAUAUUUCAAAAUUCCCCAUAUCGACAAAUGACACAUAAUUCUGACGGAUCCGUCCGUUUUUGCACGCUGCAGAUUCAUUUUGUAUUUGCUAACAACUAUUUUACUUAGAAAAGUUCAUUUGCAUACAAAAUAACCCUACAAGCAAGGUUUACUAGAUUUACACCCGUUUCAUUAUUACCAACAAUAUAGACUAAUACAAAGAUGUCACUUGCUGAUCAUGUUGUUCACCUCAGUAGACGUCAAAACAUGAUGAUACUCGUGAAAUAGGAUUUAGUACUAAUUUCCAAAAUGUCGAAACUGUGGUUUGUCAAAAAUGAGUGACUUUGUGUAUAUGACAUGCUGACGCCAUAUCGGAAAUUAUCGCUUUCUUGUGCGCGUUCUUUGUGAAACUGAUAAGAACCUUCUAUGCUUUCAUAUUAUUUUAGUAUUGUAUCUAUAAAAACUCUCAUAAAAUUCGUAAUUUUAGGUACAGAUGGGAUAUUAGGUUCUCAGAAUGGCAUUAGUUAAACUAUUUUUAAACCAAAGAAAAUAAUGCAAAAUAACAUGCGUGUAGGUAACUAGGACUUUGGUUUUAUAAUAAUGUAAUGCAAAUAUGUAGCAUAAGUAUAUAUAAUGACUAUGAUAAGUGAUAAAAAUGUACAUAAAGACAUCAUGUUAUUUCGUAUUAUUUAAUUGAUAAUGUCAUUAUCCAAAAUGUUCUUGUGAAUAUCGCGCAUUUAAUGUAUUGGAGUGAAACAUACAUAUGUCAAAUAUUUAUCAUUAAAUGUAGUGAAAUGGUUACAUACUCCGAUAUAUUAAAAAUUAAUUUUGUAUUAAUAUCAUUACGCUGAUCUUUUAGGUUAUUACACUUCCUAUGUAAAUAACGUCAUUUUUUAGCCUGGAUGUAUAGCCAAUGUUUCAAAAAUAUUUAGAAUUGUAGCUACUUAGAUUAAUGACAUAUCAAUAUUUUUCCCAACUACACAUUCAUAUGAAGCUUUUACCUACAUAGGAGGUAGGUAGGUAUGUUCUUCAUUGUUGUUUCAUGAACAGGCAGAUACCCCAUUUCAUGCUAUGCAGUAUUUUUUAUCAACAAAAAAGUCACGAGAGGUGAUUAUCGUCAACAUUCAUGAUUCAUGGGGCAAAUUAAAAACCAUGAUUUUAUUCUGAUAAUGGUAUUUCGCAGAUCAUUCGUUUUUCUCAAGUCAAAACAAAUAAUUUUGAUGAUUACAAAUUUUAGUAAUCGUGUGUUUAAAAAUUUUGCCAUUGGCUGUACGUACGUUCGUAGUUCUGGAAUAUUAUAACUGGGCUAUCAACAUCAAAAAACGUAAUUUUAAUGUAGAAAGCGACAGUACAGGUUCACAUUCCAUCAGAUAAUAUUUUAAUUGCUUUGUAUUGACUGUUGCGGAAUGUAAUUUUUCAAAAAGGCAAAGUUGCGCUAUUUUUAAUUUCUGGGCUGAACAUAUGUUUUGAUCAGUUUUGGGCCAGCGUAAAAAGUACGAAAUCGAUAUAAUGUAAUAACACAAACUGGAAACAAGUCCUCUUUUAUCUAGAUUUUUGGCAUAGAUCAUUCCGCAAUUGAACCUUUUGACAUCUCAAAUGUGACGCUAAACUUAUCACAUUAUCAAAAAAGGGUGCUGAAAAUGUAGGAAUGUGAUAUUUUGUUUAAUUUGUUACUUUUACUUCCAAAUGUUAGGAUUACUUAUUAUUAUCACAUGCUGUUCAGUACAAAUCUCGCGAGUUAUGGUCGCUUUAAUGAAUAUGUGGCGUACAUAUUAUGUGCAAUAAUUACUUAAACAGUUUUUGUAUGUUAUUUUUUGUAAUAUAUACGUUUUGUUAUAUCCAAUACAGG
This is a messenger RNA of Acanthoscelides obtectus, 6580 nucleotides long. NCBI's taxonomy places the organism in Eukaryota, Metazoa, Arthropoda, Insecta, Coleoptera, Chrysomelidae. The record is from the annotation of a GenBank genome assembly.